AUGUCUGACACAAUUCAACAAGAACCCAAAGUUGAAUUCGAAUAUGUCGACCAUCACAACCGCCCCCAUACCGCCACAGAGGGAUAUAUGUUCCGCGGGACUAGAAGGGGAAAGAAGGGGCCGCCACCAGCAUACCGAGAAGACUGGGGAAAAGACAAGCGGUCUCCAUACAAUAAAGGUCACAAUGGGCAUUUAAUCGGCACGUGGUGGCCAUACAUGAUUUGUGCUAUGCGCGAUAUGGCACACCCACACUUGCGGCAGGGGAUUUGUGUGCAGGAGGGUCGCGGAGCGAUAUCUAUUGUGAUCAAUAAUGGUUCGAAAACGGGCUAUGAGAAUGUAGAUAACGGUGAUACAAUCAAGUACUGCGGAGACGGGAAGACAUUGUUAGACUCGAGUAUGGAUAAUGGUAUGUUAAUUAGAGUUCUUCGUGCAGCCGAUCCCCAUUCCGAUUGGGCUCCACAGGCGGGAUGGAGAUAUGAUGGUCUGUACAGGGUCGUUGGCAAGGAAAAGAUUCCAGAAAAAGAGGGAUAUUGGUAUACUCUUGAACGGGCGGGGGAUCAAAAGCCUAUUAGCAGGUUUCAUCCUACUCCUGAGAAGCUGGCUGAGUAUCGGGAGUACAACAGGAAGAGUUUGUCUAAGAAGGAAGGGCUGUCUUAUAUGUAG
Molecule: messenger RNA, 663 nt
Organism: Botrytis fragariae
Lineage: Eukaryota; Fungi; Ascomycota; Leotiomycetes; Helotiales; Sclerotiniaceae
Exons: 3
Coding region: 1-663 (220 amino acids)
Biological process (GO): negative regulation of gene expression via chromosomal CpG island methylation; protein ubiquitination
Molecular function (GO): ubiquitin protein ligase activity
Source: RefSeq, a predicted model, not a curated record